This is a messenger RNA of Tilletiaria anomala UBC 951, 1076 nucleotides long. RefSeq lists its product as uncharacterized. Bases 443 to 883 code for a protein of 146 amino acids. The record is from RefSeq and is a predicted model, not a curated record. The transcript is spliced from 3 exons. Gene Ontology annotation, biological process: translation. Gene Ontology annotation, molecular function: structural constituent of ribosome; RNA binding. Gene Ontology annotation, cellular component: cytosolic large ribosomal subunit; ribosome. Lineage: Eukaryota; Fungi; Basidiomycota; Exobasidiomycetes; Georgefischeriales; Tilletiariaceae.
CAAAGGUCGGUCACGCAAGUAUCGUCAAGGUAAGCUGAAGAGCUACUGCUGAAGAGGCGCACAAUCUGCUCGGAAUACAACUCAGACGCAGGGAGCUGGAACCUGCGUGCACUAGGGAGGCACGCGAGGGCUACCGGGAGGUUCAUGGAGGGGAGGAGGUCACGAUUUCAGCUUCAAUAGUGUUUGGGGUCGCACAUGCAAAUGAGACCACCUCAGGAGAAGAAAAGAAUGUCCAAGAAGAUGGAAGCUAGGCGUCAACGACGAAGCCCAGCGCUUUAUCACACCGGAUGACGAAGGGACACAUCCGUGGUCUCCUUCAGUCGCGUGUGGCGUUAAAUCCUGGGCGCAAUGUAGGAGAUGCGUAGUUGGGUGCUCCACAGCUCGUGCAGCACAUAAUGGAAGCUGCAGUACUGUCGAUGCAAUAUCUUUUUUGCCGCUGACGAUGGAGAGUGGGUCGGCACAACGAAGACAGGCGAAAUGUGACGACGUGCAGGAGAGAGCCAGCAGGCAUGGAUUCUCUCCUCGGGGCAGAUUGGCGUCUCGUUGCAACAUUAGGAGACUAAGAGAUAUCUUGACUCACUCGAUUCGUUGCCUACCCACAGGCAAGAUGACUAAGGGUACGACUUCGUUCGGUAAGCGACACACCAAGACGCACACGCUGUGCCGUCGCUGUGGCCGGCGCUCGUUCCACAAGCAGGACAAGAGCUGCGCUUCGUGCGGCUUCCCUCGCGCGAAGACCCGCUCAUACCAGUGGGGCAAGAAGGCCAUUCGCAGGCACACUACCGGUACUGGUCGCAUGCGCCACAUGAAGGACGUCCCGCGACGGGCAAAGAACGGCUUCAGGACCGGCGUUGCGAAGAAGGCGACUCCGGCUUCUGCAUAGAUGUCUGCCCUUUCGUACCAAAGACCAGUCAAGUAGGUCACACUCCACCGCCCUCCGGGAAUGCCGCCUUUUGAGCAUACAUGAAGCGGCCGAAGUAACCUGUUCUCUGGAUGGCUCUUACCGUCUUCUCUCACGCUUUGUCGAGAUUGUAAAACAGCAACAUGAUAUGCAUCUAGCGAUGAUCCAUGCCCAC